Molecule: messenger RNA, 965 nt
Organism: Stylophora pistillata
Lineage: Eukaryota; Metazoa; Cnidaria; Anthozoa; Scleractinia; Pocilloporidae
Product: protein peroxidase GPX7
Biological process (GO): response to oxidative stress
Molecular function (GO): peroxidase activity
Source: RefSeq, a predicted model, not a curated record
UCUAAAAAUUCCCGCAAAAUGGAGGUCUGGCAGUUCGGCAUGAUUUUGCUGCUUGGCUUCGGAACAGAUUUGAUCGAAUCUUCGGAUUUCUAUUCUUUAAAUGUGGAAGAUUUAAAGGGAAAUAUCGUACCAAUGAGUGUGUUUAAAGGAAAGGUGUUGUUGAUUGUGAAUGUUGCCAGUGAAUGUGGUUACACAGAUCAGCAUUAUAAAGAAAUGGUUGAACUACAGACAAAGUUUGAUAGCCAUGGUUUCAACAUCCUUGCAUUUCCGUGCAAUCAGUUUGGCAAACAGGAACCCUUAAGGAAUAGCGGCAUUGCUAGAUUUGUGAAAAACAAAUACAAUGUGAACUUUCCAGUGUUUUCGAAGAUCAAGGUUGUUGGAAGAGAAGCCCAUCCUUUGUACACGUACCUUUAUGCAAGUGUGAAAUAUGCUCCACAAUGGAAUUUUGCCAAAUAUCUUGUGAGUAGAGCAGGCAAAGUGAUUCAAUUUUGGAGUCAACAUUAUUCACCUUUGGCUCUGGAGAAUUUUAUCAACAAAUAUGUGAAUAUGGCAAUAACUGAUGAAUAUGAAGUCUAUAAUGUUUAUAAGGAACUAUGAUGUAGCUCUAACUUUAAAAGAGGGAAUUUUGCAACAUUAAAGUCACAGUUCAUCUAAAUUUACCAAAAUAAAAAAUAAAAAAAGAUACAUUUUGUUUUCAUUCAGUUUUCAUCAAUACCUUUUCUGAAAUGAUGGACCUUAGAAAACGAAAAAUACUUAUGCAAGACAGACUGAGUUUUUUUUAGGCAACAAUUGCACAAAAAGGUACAAUAAUUAACUACAGAAAAGGGUAUGUCUGGGUAUGUAAGGUAAUAAAGUGAGUACCUGGGCUUUGAACUACACUAUUUCAUGGCUAAUAAUAUACAUGAAAAAAUUUCUCAGUUCUGAUUGGUUAAGAUGAAUGCAGUUUUCAGUUAAUUCAGUGCAGA